UAAAUGGGAAAAACGAGAACAUGACUCAAAACAACAUCUUGAAGUGAGGUAAAGAUGGUGAGAAAAGCGCUGAUUGAUGACAGGUGAUGUCAAGACGAGAGAAGAGGCCCGUCGUCGUUGUCGACGGCUCAUGCGUUGGACGUGGUGGAGGGUAUGAAGGGGACUGCAGCGUCCACUGCGUGGACCGACGGCCUGUGCUUGUGAAAGCGCGAGCGAUUUUUGUCCAUGCCUCGCCGUUCCAGUCGUGGCUGCGACCGCUCCUCUCGGCGACGCGACAGUUUGUUCAACCAAUACUGACUUCAUCAACACGAAAUUGUCCGAUCAUUAUUUACAAAGCUCCUCGACAUGCAUCCCUGCGGUAAUGCUAGACAGCGGCGACGUAUACCUCUUUGAUCUUCCUUGCCCGUAUCCUUGACACCACUGGCCGCGGACUCGAUCGUGACGUGACGAAAAGAUACACCAGCGCACUCAAGGCCAGCGCUGUGCUGCCACCCGCCACAUUGUUGGCGUAGCGGAUCCACUCGACAAACAGAGUCGGCCUGCACCGUUGGUACGGCGCGUCCACCUUCACCGUGACGUUUGUGGUGUUGCCAAUGAGGUGGCCAAGGCAGAACGCGUCCGUGUCGGAAGCCAUGGGGCAAUGCGUGUGCACCCAGUCGAAGGAAGCUGCAGUCGCGGGGUGUACGGAAGGAAUCGCCGAGCAUAUGGACACUGAGGUAUUCGUGGACUGGAUGAGCGCCGCCAGCGAGGGGUCAGUGGAUGCGGCGCAGACCCGUGUGGGGCAAUGCGCUUGAUGGAAUGUACUGGCAACGUUAGCUUCCUCGAUGUCAAAGGGAAACGCCGCCGAGGACCAAUUCUUUGCUGCAAGUGACGAUCGGAAACCCAUGGCUGCCAGAACACACGCAAACACGACAAACAUGCAGACAAACGUCAUGGCCCAGUUAUUCGUGGUAGGAAGGUGCCGACGAAGGCACGCCACGAGUACACCCGUGCAUGUGGUCACGAUCGCGUACGCGAGAAACGAAUCGGACGACGACGCAGUCGCAACAUCAAAAAUGUCUGUCCACUUGGUUCGACUCAACGUGCCGCCGAUGGCCACGGCCGCGUACAUGAGGAAGGCGGUCGCCCCCACGUAGAGCAGCCCCACGACGGCAAGGCCAACCUGCUUCGCCUCUGCCAUCCGCAUCGAACCAAUUCCAAAAUGCCACCAAGUAGUCG
This is a messenger RNA of Aphanomyces invadans, 1218 nucleotides long. RefSeq lists its product as hypothetical. The record is from RefSeq and is a predicted model, not a curated record. NCBI's taxonomy places the organism in Eukaryota, Oomycota, Saprolegniomycetes, Saprolegniales, Verrucalvaceae. The transcript has a single exon. Bases 825 to 1136 code for a protein of 103 amino acids.